Molecule: messenger RNA, 1503 nt
Organism: Coniosporium apollinis CBS 100218
Lineage: Eukaryota; Fungi; Ascomycota; Dothideomycetes
Exons: 2
Coding region: 1-1503 (500 amino acids)
Molecular function (GO): histone deacetylase activity
Source: RefSeq, a predicted model, not a curated record
AUGGGCGACAUCGUCCAAGAAUACAGUCCGCCCCCAGCGCUCCGCACGCGAACCGCCUCCCACCGGUAUGCGGUAUACAAGGGGAUGACUCCAGCCGCAAAGGCCAAGGUCAUCGAGGAAGAAGCCGACGCGAAUGGCAUAGAAAGACCUCGAGAUUACAUAGUCUCCUUCCACUACAAUGCCAAGGUCGAAGAGCAUCAUUUCGGACGAUCGCACCCGAUGAAGCCCUGGAGACUGCAACUUACCAAGCAACUGAUACUGUCAUACGGCCUUGAAUAUGCCAUGGAUAUGUACAAGACCAGGAUGGCCACAUCGGAUGAACUGGCCCUCUUCCACGACCGCGAGUACCUCGAUUUUCUAGCAGAAGUGACCCCAACAAACCUCUUAGAGAAGGAAAAGGCAGCCGGGAAGUUCAACUUUGGCGGCGAGAGCAACGACUGCCCCGCCUUCGACGGCAUGUGGGACUACGCGCGUCUAUACAGCGGCGCAUCCAUCCACGCCGCGGAACGACUCGUGAACGGCCAGUCCGACAUCGCCAUCAACUGGUCUGGCGGUCUCCACCACGCCGGGAAGAGCAGGGCAUCCGGGUUCUGCUAUCUGAACGACAUUGUGUUGGCAAUUCUCCACUUACUCAAAGUCCAUCAGCGAGUCCUCUACAUAGACAUAGACGUCCACCAUGGCGAUGGUGUCCAGGAUGCCUUCCACUCAACUGACCGCGUCUUGACGCUUUCCUACCACAAGUACGCCGGCAACGACUUCUUCCCCGGAACCGGCGGCGUGGAUGAAAACGGACCGGCUGAGCCCGACAACCCGGGCGCACGCUAUAGCCUCAACGUGCCUCUUGAAGACGGUAUAGAUGACCAGCAGUACGAAUGGCUCUUCGAGAUGAUCACCGGCCCCGUAAUCGAGCAGUACAAUCCCGGCGCCAUUGUCCUCCAAUGCGGCGCCGACUCGCUCGGCGGAGAUCGACUCGGCAAGUUCAAUCUCAAUAUCCGUACUCACGGAUUCUGCGUCGAGUUCGUCAAGAAGACCGGUCGUCCACUGCUGCUGGUUGGCGGUGGCGGCUACACGCCAAGGAAUGUGGCCCGAGCGUGGUGUCACGAGACCGCGCUGUGUGUCGGAGCAGAACUGAUGGACGAGCUGCCGAUGCACGUGCCCUAUCGACAGGCGUUUGAGGGGGAAGCCAAUGGGGACGGGAAGCUUUAUCCGUCGCUGCACAACAAUGGUGUGAACCGACACGUGAAUAGGAACAACAAUGCCGAAUUGAAGAAGCUGGUUGCGAAAGUGCUGACGAAUCUGAGGUACUGGAAGGGCUCGCCCAGCAUUGAAAUGGGGCAGUUGCCGAAGCGCUUCAUGCAGUUGAGGAAGGAUAUUGAUGACGAGUUGCGGGAGGAAGAGGAGGACAGGGAAAGACCAGCGGCCGAAAAUAAUAGAAGAAAGAUUGAGAAGAAUGUCGGUGGACGAGGGGAACACCGCGAGCAGACGAGGAUGUAUCAAGGGUAG